Molecule: messenger RNA, 1421 nt
Organism: Pleuronectes platessa (European plaice)
Lineage: Eukaryota; Metazoa; Chordata; Actinopteri; Pleuronectiformes; Pleuronectidae
Product: interferon-induced protein 44-like
Exons: 7
Coding region: 3-842 (279 amino acids)
Source: RefSeq, a predicted model, not a curated record
CAAUGGGAGGAGCUCCUCCACCACUCUUAGAGCAGCCAUGGAGGAAGGUGUCAGAGAAGUACAGGGAAAAUCUUGAGUUUGUGAAAUCUUACCAGCCUGAAAACAAACAGGUCAAACAUCUCAGGAUUCUGCUUUAUGGACCAGUUGGUGCUGGAAAGUCGAGCUUCAUCAACUCUGUCGACAGCGUUUUAAAAGGCAGACCUGCUGUUCGAGCUCAGACAAAUGCAAUCUCUGAGAAAAGCUUCACCAGACAGUACAAGACCUUCAAAUUUCACAAAAAUCCAGGGGCCACUUACCCUUUUGUUUUAAGUGACAUCAUGGGCCUUGAGGAGGAUUUUGACAGUGGAGUCUCUGUGAAAGACGUCAAACUGGCCCUGAGAGGACACGUGACAGAAGGUUACAAGUUUGACCCUGACCAAGAACUGAAGGAGGGUGAUUAUGGCUACAACUCCCAUCCCACUUUAGAAGACAAAGUUCACCUUCUGGUGGGUGUUGUUCAUGCAGACUCAAUGUCUAUGUUAAGUGCUGAGAUGGUGAAGAAGAUAAGAGAUGUCAGACUGGCAGCCAGUGAACUGGGAAUUCCCCAAAUGGUUAUUAUCACCAGAGUUGAUGAAGCCUGUCCCGAGAUUAAAAAGGACACAAGCAAUAUCUAUAAGAGCAAUUACCUGAAGGAACAGGUUGAAGGAUUCCACCUGCAGCUGGGCCUUCCAGAGAACUGCAUCUUCCUUCUGAAGAACUACAGUCAUGAAACUGAGUCAAAUGACAAAGUGAACGCUGCGAUAGUGUGCGCACUGAAACAGAUGCUUUUGUAUGGAGACGACUACCUCAAUCUGGAAACAUGAAUUCCCCUGAGGCAAAAACCCAGUAGGCCAUUUGUCGGGGAAUGAGGAAAUAUUAAGCCAAUGUUUACUGUCUUUGUGAAGCAGGCAAGCUUGAAGCAUGAAAUAUGGAAUAAAAAUCCAUAAAAAUUAGGUCCUAAAGUCUUUAUAUAAUUUCUCUCAUUGAGACUUUGCACAAUAGCAGGACAAUGCUCUGUCAUUACGUCGUUAGCUUGGUGUGACGUCAUCACGUGAUCUGGUCAACAACUCAGCUUUUGUGAUGGUGCCUUCAGGUGCCUCCGGAAAGGAGUCAUUCAAAAGCUUUCGUUUUUAUCUUUGACUCCCAGUAUUUAAUACAUCACCUGAGACAAACAGACAAAUAUUUUAUAUUAUUAAUAAUUUAGUCACUCAAUCCUGCACUUUAUCUCUCUGGGAACUCUUUGAAGUACAGUUAUUUGAUGUUCUUGCAAUAUAAGUUGAUUCAUUAUAUCGUUAUUGUUGGCUUUGUAUCAUGUAUCGUGAAUUCCUGGUGGUGGAAAGAAAUGAAGUACAAAUAUCAAAAUUAUACUCUGUGCAAAAAACAAUAAAAUUCUUUACUGUUCA